This is a messenger RNA of Pygocentrus nattereri (red-bellied piranha), 2279 nucleotides long. It is a transcript of the gene slc1a2b, whose product is annotated as solute carrier family 1 member 2b. Gene Ontology annotation, biological process: L-glutamate transmembrane transport. Gene Ontology annotation, molecular function: L-glutamate transmembrane transporter activity; glutamate:sodium symporter activity; neutral L-amino acid transmembrane transporter activity. Gene Ontology annotation, cellular component: plasma membrane. Lineage: Eukaryota; Metazoa; Chordata; Actinopteri; Characiformes; Serrasalmidae. The transcript is spliced from 11 exons. Bases 293 to 1876 code for a protein of 527 amino acids. The record is from RefSeq and is a predicted model, not a curated record.
CCUCACUCUGUCUCUCUGGGACUGACUCGCUCUGGCUGUUCAGGAUCUGGGCUUAGAGCUUUGCUGUUGGCCCUCAUAGCGAGAAGAAGUUGCUUUCACUGUGGGCUGAAUUGAGUGAUCUCUGGUGGCCUGGACUUGAAGCAGCAGGACUGCCCCACAUCUCAAAGGCUGGAAGCCACAGAGUUGUGAUUAGCAAGAAGCUUGGUGGCUCUUUGCUGUCUUGCUGUAUUAGCUCAUGCUCAUGGCUGAAGACUGAGGCCAGUCUGUGUAUCACUGAACCAAGUAGCCAGAGAUGACAGCUAACAGCAUGCCUAAGCAAGUGGAGGUGCGGAUGCACGAGAGCCACCUGGAGCCCAUUGAGGCCACUCCACGCUCCAAAUGUGCCCUCCUCUGCCAGAAGAUGCGCAAGAACCUGCUCCUCACGCUCACUGUUCUGGGUGUGAUAUUAGGAGCAGUAUCUGGUAUGCUUCUGCGUGUAGCCUCUCCGAUCGAUGACAACAUUGUCAUGGUUAUUGCAUUCCCUGGAGACAUUCUGAUGCGGAUGCUAAAGAUGCUCAUCCUUCCUCUCAUCAUAUCCAGUUUAAUCACAGGUCUUGCAGGUCUGGAUGCUAAGUCUAGCGGCCGUCUGGGUACCAGAGCAAUGGUUUAUUACAUGACCACUACUGUAAUUGCUGCCAUUCUGGGAGUAAUACUUGUGCUGAUCAUCCACCCCGGUAACCCCAAACUAAAGGAAAACCUCGGGGAAGGACUCAAGAAUGACGAAGUCUCCAGUCUUGAUGCCUUCUUUGAUCUCAUCAGGAAUCUCUUCCCUGAGAACUUGGUGCAGGCCUGCUUCCAGCAGAUCCAGACUGUUGUGAAGAAAGUUGAGGUUCAGCCAGAUUUUGAAGACACCAACAGUACCAUGGAUGACUUUCUCUCUGGUGCCACUAAGCCUCCUCCCAUAUUCAAGGAUAAGAAAUCCCUGCAGUUCAAGAGUGGAAUGAACGUUUUGGGUCUGAUUGGAUUCUUUAUUGCCUUCGGUAUCUGCAUGGGGAAGAUGGGAGAGAAGGCAAGGCUCAUGAUUGAAUUCUUCAACAUCCUGAAUGAGAUUGUGAUGAGGCUGGUCAUCAUGAUCAUGUGGUAUUCUCCCUUCGGUAUUGCUUGCCUGAUCUGUGGCAAGAUUAUCUCCAUCAAAGAUCUGGAGGUGGUAGCCAGACAGCUGGGGAUGUAUAUGAUCACGGUCAUCAUCGGACUCAUCAUUCAUGGAGCCAUAUUCCUCCCUUGCAUUUAUUUUGCCAUUGUGAGGAAGAAUCCCUUCAGCUUCUUCAUGGGCAUCUUCCAAGCCUGGAUUACUGCCCUGGGAACAGCCUCAAGUGCUGGAACACUGCCAGUCACUUUCCGCUGUCUGGAGGAGAACCUGGGCAUUGACAAGAGAGUAACCCGCUUUGUACUGCCUGUUGGUGCAACAAUUAACAUGGAUGGUACUGCUCUUUAUGAAGCUGUAGCUGCUAUCUUCAUUGCUCAGAUGAAUGGUGUCAACCUGGACCCUGGUCAAAUUGUCACAGUCAGUCUUACAGCUACACUGGCCAGUGUUGGAGCAGCUAGUAUCCCCAGUGCAGGACUGGUCACCAUGUUACUCAUUCUGACAGCCGUGGGACUGCCCACUCAGGAUAUCAGUCUACUUGUAGCUGUUGACUGGCUUCUGGAUCGUUUCCGCACUUCAGUCAAUGUGGUGGGCGACUCAUAUGGGGCUGGCAUCGUUUAUCACCUUUCAAAGGCAGAGCUGGAUGCCCUGGACGCCCAGCAUGGAAAAUCUGAUGACAUUGAGAUGAUGACCAAGACGCAGUCCUAUUACGAUGACCUCAAGAACCACCAUGAAAACAACUCCAACCAGUAACCUCGGCAGCCACGAAUGGCUCAACUGCAGAGUACACACUUGUUGAAGAGGAACCACGGAAAAGUGAUUAACGCAAGCACACAGACACCCUGUGUCCGAGCCCCCAAGCUUUCUUAUCUGGUGAAAAAAAAAAAAGAGAGAAAAAAAAAUCACUAAAAUAAUGCACAUGGAACAAAUGAUGGGUUUUGUAGUUUAGGCUUCAAUUAUUCCCAUUACAGUUUGUUUAACAACCUGUUUGAGUGUCUGAAAUAACAUGUACUAAUGCUAAAAGGGUUAGAACCACACUGUCCGAUAGUGCACUAACGUGCCUAUGAGCUAACACUUGCGCAGCGGAUAGCAAGGCUUUGGAGGGUGAAAGGAGAAAUAAUAUACAAUGCAAAUUAAAUUAUUUCUGAUGGUAAUA